Messenger RNA from Nomia melanderi (Alkali bee), 1971 nucleotides. Its product is annotated as CWF19-like protein 1. NCBI's taxonomy places the organism in Eukaryota, Metazoa, Arthropoda, Insecta, Hymenoptera, Halictidae. Gene Ontology annotation, cellular component: post-mRNA release spliceosomal complex. Gene Ontology annotation, biological process: mRNA splicing, via spliceosome. The record is from RefSeq and is a predicted model, not a curated record. Gene Ontology annotation, molecular function: RNA lariat debranching enzyme activator activity.
UUUAAUUGUAAAUGUGAGAAUUUUUUCUGUGUAAUUAAUAAUGCAUUAAUUGUCAUUGAAUAUCACGAUGUAAGAUAGUAUACUCAUUUCUUUUAGUGAAUCUUUAGUGAAUCUGAAUUGUAGAGUGAGAUAGAGAAAUGUUUUAAUAAUAGGUGUUUGUUAAUCGCGGUAAAAUACUAAUAAUAAGAAAUUUCGUAUUGACGAGAUCGACGUUUGUUAUAAGAUAGUAAUAAAAGACUGGUUCAGUUAAAUAAACAGUAAAUUUUGUAGGUAAAGUUUUAAAUUUUGUGAUGCUCUUGAAUUCAAUUCGAGGUUAUAUGUGUCAUUGAAAAUGAGUGAAAAACAGAAAGUAUUAAUUUGUGGAGACGUAGAAGGCCAUUUUAAGUUCUUAUUUAAUAAAGUUGAGGGUAUUAAUAAAAAGAGCGGACCCUUUGAUUUUUUAUUGUGUGUGGGAAACUUUUUUGGUGAAGAUAAUAUAGAACUUGAGGUCUAUAAAAAUGGCGCAAAAAACAUUCCCGUUCCAACGUACAUUAUUGGCGCGAACAGGGAAUCCGAUUUAAAAAAUUAUCCAGAGGAGGAUGGUUGUGAAAUAUGUCAAAAUCUUACGUAUUUAGGAAAACGUGGUGUGUACACUGCUGCUUCAGGACUGAAAAUAGCCUAUGUCAGUGGUAUAGAAAGUAAUUCUUCUGAAUCAAAAUCUAUCUACUUCAAUGAAAAUGAUGUUGUAUCAAUUAAGAAUUCUUGCUUAAGAGGCCAACCUAGUUUUCGUGGCAUUGAUAUAUUGUUGACUUCCCCUUGGCCUGUUGGAAUCACAAAUUUGGAUCCUAAUAAACCAAAUUUUAAUUAUAAAGGUUCAAAAUUAAUUGCAUGGUUGGCUACUCAAAUAAAGCCAAGGUAUCAUGUAUCAGCAUUAGAAGGUAUUCAUUAUGAAAGACCACCAUAUAGGAAUCAGAGCCAGAAAGAUGGUAACAUUGAAAUAGCAACAAGAUUUAUAGCACUUGCACCUGCACUAAACACUCAAAAGAAGAAAUGGUUAUAUGCAUUAAAUUUAACUCCUGUUGAUAGAACGCGUCUGUCUGACUUAGUUAUGAAGACUACAGAUGAAACAGAAAGUCCUUAUCCUAAGGCAAUGUUAUCAAAUCAACCUGGUGUACAAAAGGAAGAGCCAAAGUGUGCACAGUUCUUUUAUGAUAUGGAAUCUAAAGAUACUACAAAGAGGUCAAAACAUUCAGAAGGACGCAGUAAGAAACCGAAACCAGAAUUUGAUCAAGCAAAAUGCUGGUUUUGUUUGUCAAGUCCUGAAGUCUCCAAACAUUUGGUAAUAUCAGUUGGAGCAGAGAAUUAUGUUGCCCUUGCUCGAGGCGGCUUAGUUGAAGAUCACUUUUUAAUUUUACCAAUAACACAUCAUCAAAGUCUUUCAAUUUUACCAAAAGAGGUAAAAGAAGAAAUGGAUCAAUAUAAAAAUGCGAUUACAAAAUACUAUGCUACUAUGGACAAAGUACCUGUAUUCUUUGAACGAAAUUAUAAGACUUCUCAUUGUCAGUUACAAGUUAUACCUAUUCACAAAAACUUAGCACCUGGUUUAAAGGAAACAUUUGAGGAAAUGGCAGAGUGUAACAAUUUCAAAAUUACUGAACUACCACCACAUACAGAUCUACAACAGAUUGCAAAACCAGGUGUUCUAUAUUUUUAUGUAGAAUUGCCAAAUGGAGAAAAGUUAUAUUACAGAAUUAAAAAAGAUUUUCCACUUCAGUUUGGUAGAGAAGUAUUAGCAGCUGAUAGAAUAUUGGAUAUUAGUGAUAGAAUUGACUGGAAAGAUUGUCAAGUUACAAAGGAAGAAGAAAUUGAACUAGCAAACAGGAUUAGAAAAGAAUUUCAACCAUUUGAUUUAGAUACAUGAAAUUGUAUAAAGAAUUAACAAAUCUAUAUUGUAAUAUAUGUAUAUACAUUUAUACAUAAACUUUUUUUAAA